Messenger RNA from Microdochium trichocladiopsis, 1320 nucleotides. RefSeq lists its product as uncharacterized. The record is from RefSeq and is a predicted model, not a curated record. NCBI's taxonomy places the organism in Eukaryota, Fungi, Ascomycota, Sordariomycetes, Xylariales, Microdochiaceae. Bases 1 to 1320 code for a protein of 439 amino acids. The transcript is spliced from 2 exons. Gene Ontology annotation, molecular function: protein binding.
AUGGAGGGCUCUACUUGCGAUAACAGCACGAAGGCUUGGUCGCAUGCGUCUCUCGGGUCGCUCCCGCCCGAACUUUUAGAUCUCAUACUGGCGCAUCUUGACAUACGGGACAUCAAAACUCUACGCCUCUCCGUCCGCAGCCAUGAACAAUCCUACUUGCGUGUCCUGUACAGCUCCGCGUAUAUCUCCAUCCUCGACCGAGACGUGAAGAACCUUGUCGAGAUUGCGCGGCACCCAGCUCUCGCAGAGAAUGUCCGAGACAUUUACUGGAUAAUGUACCCUACCUCAAUACACGAAUUGUCCGACUGGCUUCGCACAUCGUGCAGCCCGCCCCUCUUUUACCAGAGGUCUUACGAGGUCGCAACGGAGCUGGCGAAUGCUACUAUGCUCAGUCCCGUCAGCCAGAAGCAUGGCCAGAGCAGGGCCCAUCCUUUCCGCUCACUUGCAGACGCCACGAGGGAAUUUCAGCCGACACUCAUCUCCUGCAUCCUGGCCAUGCCAAACGUCCAGUGUAUCUAUAUCAUCCCUCCCCCAAACGGGCAGCGGCUGAUGGGUGUUCCAGACAUUGACAAAACGCUGCUAACCCACACGGAAAUCGACUCCACGCCGGAGUGGCUGGAAGUACAAUAUGUCACCCGCCUGAGCCUCUUGCCCGCCAGCAACCUACUGCACAGCAGACAGGGCCUUGCGAGCCAUGGGAACCGCAGAACUCUGGCGCCGACGCCCCGAGGACAAGUCGGCCAGGUCAUACUGGGGACGGACAUCACCCUAGAGAUGUUUGGCCGAGUACCCGUACAUAGCCUCGCCAGCAUCGUGACGGCAUGCGUGAGCAUGGGGUCAGCAACGAGUACCAGUCUGGCGUGGUCCGUCCGCGGACUGCUACUUCUCCCUACCCUCAAGGUUCUGAGGUUCACAGGACAGCGCGUUUCCAGUCGGCAGGCCCCCAUGGCGCUAGAGGAGUGGGAUGCUGUGCUCCAGGCUUUCCUCACACCACGACCAGGAGCUCUCGGGCUGUCCGAACUGCAACUACACGGCGUCAUACCACCUCCAGAACAUCUCCACUUCAUAGUGAAACAGUGUUCCAGGACCAUUAGCAUGCUUUCUCUGUGCGCCGCUGACAUUACCAUCGGGCAUCUCCAGCACCUCGGAGGGCCUCAUGCCGACUCAGCCGCCCUGUUUGCGAUGCAACCCGUGACUGGCGCCUUCACGCGCGAAGCUAGCCAGCUGCUGACGACUCCGCCGUUGAAGGACUGGAUAUACCCGGCGACCGACGUGUAUGAAUUAAGGCUUGCAAACGUGGAGGAAGAGACAGCGAUAUAA